This is a messenger RNA of Zea mays, 4054 nucleotides long. RefSeq names its product protein STICHEL-like 2. The record is from RefSeq and is a predicted model, not a curated record. Lineage: Eukaryota; Viridiplantae; Streptophyta; Magnoliopsida; Poales; Poaceae. Gene Ontology annotation, biological process: DNA-templated DNA replication; DNA repair. The transcript is spliced from 7 exons. The coding region runs from base 512 to 3514 and encodes 1000 amino acids. Gene Ontology annotation, molecular function: DNA clamp loader activity; DNA-directed DNA polymerase activity; ATP binding. Gene Ontology annotation, cellular component: DNA replication factor C complex; DNA polymerase III complex.
AAUCACACACACACUCUCUCUGCUGCGCACCGGCACAAUCCUCCAGCCUCCGGCAAAAUUUUACAGAAACGCCAUCGCUCCGGCACGGCCGCCGAUGUUGCCGCGGCCCCACCGCGCCAUGACCACUGCACUUGUUUAAUCACCCCCCCCCCCCCCCCCCCCCCCCCCCCAAACCUGCCCUUUUCCGUGCCGUUCUGGCACUGAGCACAUGGCCACACCCACGCUGCCGCUGGCCUGCUCAGCACACUAGCUCACACACACUCCCCGGCCUCGCCCAGGCCGCCGUCCUCUCCAUCCUCGGAAGCUCCAGCCGCCGCUACCAUUACCAGUGAGUUGAGGUGCUCUGGUGCUGGGCUGACUGUACCCGCCGCUACCAUUACCACGCGCUGCACCGUAGCAGAGCGGUUCCAACCCCGUCGAGGCAAAAAGCCCUGGCCGUUCCCUGGCCCCGUGCCGCCGCCGCCGCCUCCGUGCGCCCAGGCUUCUUUCUGUGACUUCGCUAAAAUGGGUCAUGUCCUCAUCAUCAGGACCACACUUUCAAGUCAAAAUUGAAGAUACCAUCUUCCACUAUUCCACUUUCAUGUCAAAACUCAAGAUGACGGACAUGAGGCGUCACUCUGUGGAUGUCCCGCUGUCAAGAACCUUGGUGCAGCUCAAGCGAUUGAGAUCGCUGCGGGAUCCAGCGACAAACUCAAUGGGCAAGUUCGCAUCUCCUGCCGACCACAUGGUGUGGGAGACUGCUUCUAGCAAUGGGGUGGCUCUGGAGCUCGGCAGGUCGGCACAUAAUCACCAGGUUGAAGAAGACGAGGACGUGGGAGCCGAGCCUACAAUGGGGUCGGAGCGGAGUUUUCGGGGACCAAACGCAAGGACUGCGUCCUACAGGAGAUCUUCUGCUGUCAGGAUCAGAGGCUUGAACCCACCAAGAAACAAGCAGGUUCAUCGUGUCCGCCGAGACGGUCACCGCAAGUCAGUGGACUCUAGCCACUCGAAUCAUAGUUCUAUCCGUCAAUUGGCGAACAAUUUGGUCAACAAUGUGGAUGCAGAGGAGGAAGUGAAUUCUUAUGAAAGGCCAAAAUUUGCAAUGCCAGGUAAAUCUGACGAAGACGAAGUGAAAAUGCCAGGCCACUCCAAAUUCAGGAGCAAGCCUUCGGCUGCAAUGAGCCGUGUCGGGAGCCCCUGCAUGUCAGCUAGCGAGGCAAGAUCAGGGCAUGGAACCGAGGAUACACGACUGAGGUCAAACGAUGUCGUGGGGUCAAAUUUUAGUGGCUGUGGUAUAAGCUACUGCUGGUCAGGAGCGUCAAAGUGCCGAGAGCUUUAUUCUGACAGUGAUGGUCCAGAUCAGCCUCUCUUAUCUACAGAUGGGACUGAGGCAGCGUUCCAAGGCAACGUACCAUACACUGAGACGCCCAGGUGUCUAAGCCAGAAAUUUCGCCCUCGUUCCUUCAGCGAAUUGGUUGGACUAAACGUUGUUGCCCAGUCCCUCUUAUAUUCCUGCUGCAAAGGAAAAGUUGCCCCAAUGUACCUGUUUCAUGGCCCCCGGGGCACAGGCAAGACAUCCACGGCAAGGAUUUUCGCCGCGGCUCUAAAUUGCGUGUCCCUUGAAGAGCAAAGGCCAUGUGGGUUCUGCAAAGAGUGUGUCAUCCUUUUCUCUGGGAAGGGUAGAGAUGUGAAAGAGCUUGACGUGGCGAAAAUGGGUCGUUUAGGUCGAGUGAAGGCGCUUCUCAAGAGCGCAUCCCUCGUACCCUACUCUUCGCGCUUCAAGGUUUUCAUAAUAGAUGAAUGCCAUCUCUUGCAAGAAGACGCAUGGUCAGCAAUACUGAAGAGCCUUGACGAGCCAUACCGGCAUACGGUAUACAUUAUGAUCACUUCUGACAUAGAAAGCCUGCCUCGCGCUUCCAUCACACGUUGCCAGAAGUUCCAUUUUCCGAAGAUAAAGGUGGCAGAUAUUGUAUACAGGCUGGAGAAGAUCUGUAUAGGAGAAGGAUUGGAAUUCGACCAUGAUGGGUUGUACUUCAUUGCUGCAAAGUCUAGUGGUUCUCUUAGAGAUUCUGAAGUAAUGCUUGACCAGCUCAGUUUGCUUGGGAAGAAGAUCACAAUUUCUCUUGUGCAUGAACUUGUAGGAUCAGUGUCUGAUGACGAGUUGAUUGAGUUGCUUGAUCUAGCAUUGUCAUCUGACACAACCAAUACUGUAAGACGAGCCCGAGAACUUAUGGGGUCAGCAAUUGAUCCUCUGCAGCUUGUUUCUCAGCUGGCCAACCUUAUUAUGGACAUUCUCUCAGGACGAUGUCAAUCUGCUGUCAGUGAAGUCAGCAAAAGUUUCUUGGGUAGAUAUGCAUUAUCAGAGGUUGGAAUAAAGAAAUUAAGACAUGCACUGAAGAUACUAUCAGAAACUGAAAAACAAUUGAGGACAUCAAGGAAUCAGGCUACUUGGGUUACAGUUGCGCUUUUGCAGUUUGGCACCAAUGAACCUAACCUUAUUGCUGAACCGAAUGAUAUGCAUUCACAUUCAGUAACUGGAUAUACAGGUACAUGUACGAAUUAUGACUGGGUUUCCAAGGUGCACUCAAACACCAAUUUUUGUCAGGCAUGUAACAGCAGCAAGUCCAACUGUUCUGAGAGACACUGUAGACGGCUUAAGCUUGAGAACAUAUGGAGGAGAGCCAUUGGAAAGUGUCGAUCAAGAUCAGCCAAAAGUUUCCUCAGGAAAGAAGGCUUCUUAUCAUCGGUUCAUGUUACCGAAGAGCUGGCUAUAGCAGAAGUUGGCUUCGGACACCCAGAUCACCUAUCAAGAGCAGAGAAAAUGCAAAGCCUAAUAGAGUGCUCUUUACAGCACGUUCUUGGGUGCAAUGUGGAGAUCAGAUUCAAACUUGUACCUUGUCCAGUGAGAAAAGAUGCUAGGUUGAAGAGACACUCGUUCAGUUUUCUCAGUUGCUCUGGCCGGAAGCAAGAGCUGUCAGAUUCAGUAGUGACUGAUGAAGACGAAGCUGUGAGGCCUGGGGCAAGGGAGACACCGCUUAAAGGCUACACCUCUAGCCAGCAGGAGUCACCAUAUACCAUGCAACGUGUCGAUUCGAAACCAACAGCCUAUGGUUGCGAGGAUGAUGGUCGGAGCACCUUGACGUCGAACAGAUCCAUGACAGAUGACAUGACAAGGACGUGCAGGUCCGAGACUAACUACUCAAAGGGGGGUGUGAGUGAUCAGGGCCGCUUUGGUAGCAUCCAGGAGCCUGACCUACAGCCAAGCUGCUUCUCGCGAACACUGAGGCUUCAGAAGAAGCUGUUGUCUUCUGGCGCAGCGCACACCAUCUGUCUGAGGAUCCAGCCGCAUAACAAGAUGGAAUUCCUACCUAAGAAGGAAUUUGAUACGUACUUCUGCGCGUAUGAGCCUUACGAGCAGUGUCCAAGAUCAGUUUCAAGGGCUACUUACAGUUCAAGAGAUGAUGACUUGUGGAGCAAGAAUUCACGGUUCGGUUCAAAUCUACUCUGCUGGAAAGCCCCAAAACAACCCAUGUAACGGAGGUACAUUACUCUGUAUUUUCACAUCACUUGGUCCGUCGGAAUAGCCAUGUGAAUUCAGCGUCUUGGCUCGCUCGGUUGCUGUUUGCUAGUGUUCAUAUUACAUGUUGACCCCAGUUCUGCCAGAGCCCAGAGCACUUUCACACCAGCAAGCUGCUUUCUUACAAGCGUAACUGCGACAACCAGCACCAGCAUUGCUGCCGGGGAAAAGUGAACCAUGGUAGCAGAACAUUGGCAUGCUGAAAAACAGUGUCAAAUCAUUCAGUUUUUGCUAGGACAUUUACCAAUUUCUCCCGAAGCUGGAGGCAUGGGCACCACCUGUGGGGACAAUUUUCAAAGGAAAUCCCAGGAGGGGUCUUUGUUUUUAUUGUUCUUGGCAGGCAGCUGAGGAACUAUUCAUCAGUGAUGUUUCUUGGAUGUGCUGGUCCUUCAAAAUGCUAAUGGGCAGUUGUACAUGUUACGUUAUAUGCUACUGAACUCAGAGGCUAUAAUACACUUUUUUUAUGUCAACACAUAGAAAUUAAGAUCUGCUUGGUUC